Molecule: messenger RNA, 156 nt
Organism: Phytophthora nicotianae INRA-310
Lineage: Eukaryota; Oomycota; Peronosporomycetes; Peronosporales; Peronosporaceae
Exons: 3
Coding region: 1-156 (51 amino acids)
Source: RefSeq, a predicted model, not a curated record
AUGUUAGUACGAAUUGGCUUUGGCCCGUCGAGGGUACGGGAGAUUGCGAUAAUGAUCACGGCACUUGUCAUCGGGACUCGUGUUGACCGUAUUCGUGCCUGUAACUCGAAGAACGGCAGUGGGCUGAAGAUGAAAGGCAAGACCUACCUACAUUAA